AUGCAGAUCCAUUGGCGGACAACGCGACGUUUGCAGAGCCCCAAUCUCAUUGCCUUGGUCAAGCUGACUGAGGGAGGUGCGGCCCUGAAGGCAUCUGAUCCUAUUUGGUGGGGUGAGGUCUCCCACCAUCCGCAUCAUGGUGGCAAACCUCCGGAUGAAGCUCGCUACCGGCAGAACGGCUAUCUUGCCGUAAACGUGUCGUCCAUUGCUGGGUUCGAGGCAGCUGAUGCUUUCACAGAGGGGGACUACGCUGCCAUCAUUGACUGCAUGACCUUUGUCCCUGAAUACAUUCCAGUCCUCAAAGCUCUUGAGACGCAAAGGCAGAGCAGAAUCCCUUUUGAGGAUGGCGCGCUGCUGAAUCUGUGCUCAUGGCACAGACCAGAUCCUAGCUGUAUGUUGGAUGCUGAUGCAGAUCUCGCCAACUACCGCUUGCUGGUGGCAUCCAUGGUGGAAGAUAGCAGCCUGCCUCCAAUCAUGGCCAUCCGCCGUGAUCCAGUGCUCUCAGAGAAGCCCCUUGGUCGCAUACUUUUCAGCUUUGAGUGGUUCCUUGGGGAGCAGAUGUGCUGGGCUCGUGCGGAAGGAUGUGCAACGACUUGA
Symbiodinium pilosum is the source of this 597-nucleotide messenger RNA. NCBI's taxonomy places the organism in Eukaryota, Dinophyceae, Suessiales, Symbiodiniaceae. The record is from the annotation of a GenBank genome assembly.